CAAUAUUUUAAAUUUUAAAGCACUUGAUAUAAGCUCCAAUGAGUGCUGGGAUAUCGCAAACACAAAAUAUCGUAUCUUCAAUGUGAAGUCGCAUCUUUACCAAACACAGCUAAACUACAAUACAGCCAGAACACACUAAGCAAAUAGUCUUGUUUAUAGAAAAUAAUGUUAACUUUCAUUUUCCCUUAGAAUCUCUCUAAAAUUGUUAUAAUUUACGAUAUCUCCAAUUUAUGACCACUUUCUGGGUUCUGCAUUGUAUGUCAGCGAAAAAUUUGAUAUGAAAAAGAGGUUUACGACAUUAAUAAGACAGUUCUGUUUUUUAAAGGACAUACCAAAAGUUUAAAUUGUUAUUUCAUGCAGAAUGUGGACACUGCAUACAUGUAAAAAUCUUAAUAUUUAUAUUACUGAUAGCAGAAAUCAUUUGACAAUGUUAUCAUUUUAUCAGUACGUCAACUAAAUGAACACUAGCGCCACAAGCAUGCGCAUACACGCGCAUUAAUCAGUGUACCGUAAACAAUGGGGUGUUUCUGUGUGUGUGUAGCUUGAUCGUACGUUUGGUUGACAAUCGCGAUGUGAUGUAUUCUACACCAUCGCAUGCUGAGUUAUAUUUUCAUCAAGACUUUAAUUUUUAUAUUAGUUAAAAGAUUUAUUUCUAAAUGUUUUCUUUCGUCGUGAUUACGUUUCUCUAUUUUGGUUUCUAAAUAUGUGUAAUUUGCCGCCGAAGUUCCAUUCAGUGUGUCGCCUUUGUUUAUCAUUCUGUGGCGAUAAUUGCAGUGAUGUUAAACUUCCAAUAUUCGAUCGUGAUAAGGAUAAAUCACAUCUAUCUGAGAUGAUAACGACAUAUUUAUCAAUAAUGGUAUCACCAGAAGAUAUGCUGCCACAGGUGGUAUGUGGGAGCUGUGCACACAAACUUGAUGACUUUCAUACAUUUAGAGAGUUAACUCACAAAUCAGAAAGGCUCCUAGAACAGUUUCUUCAGUAUACAAGUUCACUAGCUGGUUCAAAAGAGGAGGUGCUCAGUAUAGCGUCCGAUAAGCUCGAAGAGAUUAUCAAACCUUACUCCGAGAAUGAUGAUUACGAUCAAGCUAUUAGAAACAAAUACGCGGAAGUCGGGUCACCGGACUCUACGGAGGAGAUGAAGAAUCUAGAGAGCAGGCAGGCGGCGGUCACUCUCCUUCAGAUUAAGAACUAUGAUCCCAUGAAAUAUGUGAAGUCGGAGGAGAGUCCGCACAUAAUGUUCAACAAUGUUCCCAGUUUACCGCCCUCCGACAGAGCGAGAGAGGUGAUGCACUGUAAUGCAGUUAUAGAUAUAAUAAGCAAGGCUGUGGCGGUUGCGCAGCGGGAUAGUGAUGAAUCUCAGACCUUCCCUCCGAACUAUGCGAGUGUAAUCGAUAAAACGCACCCGGCAAGCGCCACAGAGGGGGGCUACAGCCAGGAGUACGCUGAGGAACAAUACACAUACGGCGCCUCGCAGCCCGCCGCCAGCCCCGGUAGCAACGACGACCAUGACAAUAAGGAAAUGGAUCUAUCUUUAUAUAGCUCUCUUAAAACUGAACCCGUCGACCCCACAGAGCGAACAGAUGCAGAAUCUCUUAAAUUAUACGUACACAGGACGGUGUCGAAUAGUAAAAACGUCAACUUUGCCGAUGAGUACAAGCAACACCUAUUCGGGCGAACUGGCAGCAAAGCGAAGCAGACGAAAGACAUAUACGAGGAAUGCAGUCAAAGCAGUAGCGGUUCUGAUCCUGACAGGUUACAAAUGGAUAUAUCUGAGAUGUCACAGGACGAUCCGGAGGAGACACAGUCGGUGCCGUCGACGCAGUCGUCGCCGAAGCCCCCGCACGAAGGUGAAAACGUCAAAGAGUCCUUGUGGCAGGCCCUACAUAGACAGAACGGACGUGGCGGAGAAGCGACACAGCUGCUGCGCCGGCUCAUCAAUAGCAAACAUCUCGGCAUGACGGUGUCCCCGCUGCGGACAUCCACCUCACCACUGCCAACCAACCUGCUGCAGCACAACGGGACUGUCUCACCGGUCAGUGAUACUAAUGGCGAGUGGACGAGUUCUGGGCGCACGGGUAGUGGGGCUAUGUCGGGGGGCACAGCGCGCAGGAAGCAGAGCUUCCCGGCUCGGGCGCAGCCUGCUUGCGACCCCCCGCCCCAAGCCUGGCCUCACUCAGCCUCAGAGAACCAAGAACCACCGGAAGCGUGCACUGGCACGACGGGUACGGGGGGUGCAGCAGGCGUGGGGGGCACGGGGGGUGCCCGCAACGUUGCGCGCGUAGAGUUAUCGUGCAGCAACUGCGGCACGCACACCACUACCAUCUGGCGACGUGACGCGCGCGGCGAGAUGGUGUGCAACGCAUGCGGCCUCUACUACAAGCUGCACGGCGUGCCGCGCCCCACCGCCAUGCGCCGCGACACUAUACACACGCGCCGCCGCCGCCCGCGACAUGACGGCAAACACGCCAGGAACAAGUCACGUCGAAACGCGAGCUCGUGUGCGGAGGUGACGGAGAGCGGGGGCGGUGCUGGCGGUGGUGGAGGCGGGGGCGGUGGUGUCGGUGCGGGGGGUGAGGCGAGCGAGGAGGCUGUGCUGUCGGCGCUGCGCCGCCAGCUGCAGCCGCACCUGCUGGCAGCGCUGCACGCUCACAACACGCACACGCACCGCAGCUUGCCGCCGUUGGAUCCCAGUAUGAGUGAGUACGACGACGCGCCGCUGAACCUUGCCAGCCACGUGGCCGAGGAGACGCACUGACCGCCGCGCAGAGCACCGACCCCGCCCCCGCCCCGGCGCACCACGCCCCCACCAUACACGUAACGCCCAUCUCACUCACACACACUUAUACCCAGUAUUCCUGUCCCAUUCUCUCAUUGUCAUAUAUUUGAAUUAUUGCACUUUUGUUUUACUUUGUUCUCGUAUUAACUCUAUCAUUGACAGCAGUA
Messenger RNA from Papilio xuthus (Asian swallowtail), 2943 nucleotides. It is a transcript of the gene GATAd, whose product is annotated as GATA zinc finger-domain containing protein GATAd. NCBI's taxonomy places the organism in Eukaryota, Metazoa, Arthropoda, Insecta, Lepidoptera, Papilionidae. Gene Ontology annotation, molecular function: zinc ion binding; DNA-binding transcription factor activity, RNA polymerase II-specific; RNA polymerase II cis-regulatory region sequence-specific DNA binding. Gene Ontology annotation, cellular component: nucleus. The record is from RefSeq and is a predicted model, not a curated record. The transcript is spliced from 9 exons. The coding region runs from base 704 to 2755 and encodes 683 amino acids. Gene Ontology annotation, biological process: positive regulation of transcription by RNA polymerase II; cell fate commitment; negative regulation of transcription by RNA polymerase II.